CCAAAGCAGGGUGCUUUUGUUACAGCUGAAGGAAGAGGGAGCCAGUAAAAUGAAAAUACAUAAGGGGGCGAGAUCAUUCCCACCAAGAUUCCGCAAAAUACUAGGCCUUAGGUUCUACAGCAAAUAGACAAGACAUGGAGACCGAGCAGUGACCGUAAAUUGCCCCUAUUAAUGAAUUGCGUUAGAAACGGAGAGGCCUGCAUUCUAAUAUUUUCCCAAGAUUUUUUAUUUUAUCCCUUUUUGUAAUUUGCACAAGGAAGCGCAGAUAUCUGGUGUAUGUGUUUAGAAUGGGACACGCUGAAGGUCCAGCCAGAGAACAGGACAGUUAAGGAUGCAGGAGCACAACAAUGGAUUUCUCCUUUUCUUUCAUGCAAGGGAUCAUGGGAAAUACAAUUCAGCAACCCCCUCAGCUCAUUGACUCAGCCAACAUCCGUCAGGAGGGCGCCUACGACACCGGUAGCGAUGAGGGCGGAGGCCCCUCCUACGACACUGCCCUGGAAGCAGAGUUCUCCUACCCGCCCUCGGCCUCCGAGGACAUGCCCCCAGUCUCCAACGGUUACCCUCCUGGGCUGGGGCUGUACGAGCCCCAGGCCAAGUUCUCCAUGUACCCCCAGUUUCCCAACGGCUCGGCCAACGGCUAUGGGGCCAUCCGGGGCUACGGAGAGCACUGCCUCAUGCCUGGGGAGGGAACGGUCCUGAGGGCACCUGUCCUCCAAGAGAGACCCUGCUCCCCUCUGUCUCCUCCACCUUCACACCACCCACACCCCCACCUCCACCUCCAUCACCCUCAUUAUCACCAUCCUCAUCACUACCACCCUCAACCUCACCCACAUCCCUACCCUCACAGCCCUCUGCCCCUGCCCUCCCAACACCACCUCCCCCCACCACCUCACCUCAUGUCCCACGUUCUCCCCACUCCUCCCCCGUUACUCUUGCCCUCCACCAGCCCUCCCCCCUCCCUCCUGGACAGCACCUCCUCCUCACAUCCCCCUCACACCCCCCCUGCUCCCUCCAGCGGGAUCCUGAAGAAGACCAGCUCUCCAGAGAUCAAACUGAAGAUCAUAAAGACGUACCAGAACGGGAGAGAGCUGUUUGAGUCUGCGCUGUGUGGAGACCUGCUGCAGGAGUCCCAGGCCAGCGAGGACUCCCAGACCCACAGCAGACACGAGACGAAGAAGGAGAAUAGGAAAAAUACAGCCAGUCUGCUGGAGCAAGAAGAAGGGCAGGAGCAAGACCAGGAGCAGCCACAGGGGGGAACUAUAGGGCAGGCCAGGGACAUCCAGACCCACACCCAGGCCCAGACCCAGACCCAGCCACGGGAGCUGCCUGUGGGGCAGACUGAGAAGCCACAGAAGACCCCCAUCAAAGCAGAUCCCAAGGCACCUAAGGUCCAGAAGCAGUACCCUACAGUGAUAACAGGUACAGGUUGCUAUAAGAACCACGAGGUGGGGGACCUGGUGUGGGCCAAAGUGGGUACCUACCCCUGGUGGCCCUGCAUGGUCUCCUGUGACCCCCAGAUGAACGUCCACACACGCAUCAACACCCGAGGUCACAGAGAGUACCAUGUGCAGUUCUUUGGCAGUGUGGCAGAGCGGGCCUGGGUCCAUGAGAAGAGAGUGGUCAUGUACCAGGGAGAACACCAGUUUGAUGAGCUGCAGGCUGAGACUCUACGCAAGACCACCAAGACAGCAGAGAGACACAAGCUGAUGAAGCCCUUCCCCCAGAGAGAGCGUGCUCAGUGGGAGGUGGGCGUCGGCCAUGCAGAGGACGCCUUCCUGAUGACGCAGCAGGAACGCAUCGACAACUAUACCUUCAUCUAUGUCGACCCCGACCCCAACGCCCCCCCGCCCACCAAGAAGACCCCUGUCAGGGCUGCCAGCCGCACCCAAAGCUCCUCCAGCUCAACCAGUAAGAAAGAAGAAGGAGCAGUGACAUCACCGGACCGGGCGGAGCCAGCCAGAAGACAGCCUCGUAGGCAGUGUAGUGUUCCUAAUGCAGACAACCCAGCCGACCUCAAAACCUCGGAGGGAGAAAAGGACCAGCGCGGGGACCCUGGACAGCCCAUCCCCCCAGCCCGGAAGACCCAGUCUGAAGCACGGGGAACCCAGGAGUCCUGUGCCCCGGUACGGGCCUGGAAGACAGCCGCUGCCAGGAAGCUGCUGCCUCUCUCCAUCACAAUGAAGAAACUAAAUGUAAAGAUCACCAAGUGUGACCAAAUGUGGCCUCUGCUAAAAAGGAAGUCCCUGCCCUCACCACAGAGGGAGAGAGAGGUGGAGAGGGAGGACGGAGAGGGCCGGCAGGCCGAUCUGGGAUCUUUUUCAGCAGAGCAGGGCUGUAGAGUUAAGCCAGAACCCAGUCCAGAGGAAGAGGGUGAUGAGGAGAGAAAGGAGAAGGAGGAGAAGAGAAGUGACCAGGAAGCAGCACAGCACACCUCCUCUCCUGGGUCUCAGCAGAGCACCCCACCAGGUUCUCAGGAGCGUAAGCAGCAGCGUAGGUCAGUGAGGAGCAGAUCUGAGUCAGAGAAAGGCUGUGAGGCCGUUCCCAAGAAGAAGACCAAAAAGGAACAGGCUGAGAUGGCUCCUGAGACCACUCUGAGAACAGGCUCACAGAAAGGAGCCAGUGAGAUCUCGGAUGCCUGUAAGCCUCUGAAGAAACGCAGCAGAGCCUCCACAGACGUAGAGAUGGCCUCCUCUCAGUACAGAGACACAUCCGACUCUGACUCUAGAGGCCUCAACGACCCCCAGAGUCUGUUUGGGAAGAGUUUGGACAGCCCAGCAGCAGUAGAUGCCGACGCGUCAGACAGCCAGUCAGUGGAUUCCAGUCUGUCCAGACAAGGAAGCAGCACAGCCAAGAGAGACACUGUCUGCCAGAUCUGUGAGGUGUAUGGAGAGGGUCUGGUGUCGUGUGAGGGGGACUGCUGUCGGCUGUUCCAUCUGGAGUGCCUGGGCCUCACCUUCCUACCUGAGGGCACAUUUACCUGUCUGGAAUGUAGAAACGGCUCUCACUCGUGUUUCAGCUGUAAGACGGGGGGAGGGGAGGUGUUGCGCUGCUCUGUGGUUGGCUGCGGGCGAUAUUACCAUGAUGACUGCGUGCACAAACUCCCUGGCACUGUGGGAGGGGGUACUGGCGGGGGGUUCCACUGCCCCCAACAUACCUGCACCACCUGCUGCCUGGAGAGAGACCUGCACCAAGCUGCCAAAGGACGUAUGAUGCGUUGUCUGCGCUGCCCGGUGGCGUACCACACAGGGGACAGCUGCGUGGCAGCGGGCAGUGUGGUCCUCACCCACCACAUCAUGAUCUGCAGCAGCCAUGGCAUCACCAAGAGGAACGGCCUCCUCUCCUCACCCGUCAACGUGACCUGGUGCUUCCUCUGUGCCCGAGGAGAGAAGCUGCUGUGCUGUGCAUUGUGCCCGGCGUCGUUCCACCCAGAGUGUUUGGAGAUGGAGAUGCCAGAGGGGGCGUGGUCCUGCAGGGAGUGUAGGGCAGGAAAGAAACCCCACUACAAACAGAUCGUCUGGGUCAAACUGGGAAACUACAGGUGGUGGCCAGCGGAGAUCUGUAACCCUCGCCUGGUGCCUCCCAACAUCCAGACGCUCCGUCACGACAUCGGAGAAUUCCCCGUCUUCUUCUUUGGUUCCCAUGACUACUACUGGAUCAACCAGGGCCGUGUGUUCCCCUACGUGGAGAACGACAAGACCCCUGUCACUGGCCAAAUCAACAUCAACAAGACCUUCAAGAAAGCUCUGGAGGAGGCUGCUCGCAGGUUCCAGGAGCUCAAGGCUCAGAGGGAGAGUAGGGAGGCCCUGGAGCAGGAACGCAACUCACGCAAACCCUCACCAUACAAGUUCAUCAAGUCCAACAAGCCAGUGGGAAAGGUGCAGGUGCACAUAGCCGACCUGUCAGAAAUCCCACGAUGCAACUGUAAGCCCACAGACCAACACCCCUGCAGCCUGGACUCCCAAUGUCUCAACCGCAUGCUGCAGUAUGAGUGUCACUCACAGGUGUGUCCAGCAGGUGAUAGCUGUGAGAACCAAUGCUUCUCGAAGCGUCUGUACUCUGAGACAGAAGUCAUUAAGACAGAGGGUUGCGGCUGGGGCCUCAAGACCAACCAGGCCCUCAGGAAGGGAGAUUUUGUGACAGAGUACGUGGGAGAGGUGAUCGAUUCAGAGGAGUGCCAGCAGCGAAUCAAACGCGCUCAUGAGAACCACGUGACCGACUUCUACAUGCUCACUCUCACCAAGGACCGGGUGAUAGAUGCCGGGCCCAAAGGGAACUCCUCUCGCUUCAUUAACCACAGCUGCAGCCCCAACUGUGAGACACAGAAAUGGACUGUCAACGGAGACAUACGCAUAGGCCUCUUCACCCUGUGUGACAUGGAGGCUGGCACUGAGCUGACGUUUAACUAUAAUCUGGACCUUAUGGGUAACAGAAGGUCGUCGUGCCACUGUGGUGCUGAGAACUGCUCUGGCUUCCUGGGGGUGCGGCCUACGAGUGCGGUGGUGAUGGAGAAGGAGGAGAAGGCGAGGAACGCUAAACUGAAGCCCAAGAAGCGUAAGCUGCGACCGGAGGGGAAACACACACAUGAGUACAUCUGUUUCUGCUGUGGAGAGGGAGGAGAGCUGGUCAUGUGUGACAAGAAGGACUGUCCUAAAGCUUACCACCUGCUGUGUCUCAACCUCACCAAACCUCCAUAUGGCCGUUGGGAGUGCCCAUGGCAUGACUGCAGUGUGUGUGGUGUCCUAGCCUCAUCCCUCUGUGACUUCUGCCCUCGCUCCUUCUGCCGGGAACAUGAGGGGGGGGCUCUCAGCCCCUCUACCCUAGAGGGCCGCCCCUGCUGCUCCAACCACAACCCCCUCAGUCCCCUGGGCCCCAACAUCAACCCUGCACACACUCACACACACCCCCCUGGCACGGUCAGCGUCAAAGAGGAGCCACAGGACCCUGAGGAGGAGCACAGCCAGUAGGACUGAGAGUGAAGCUGUCUCAAAUAGCACCCUAAUUCCUAUAUAGUGCACUAGAAAUGUAGCACUAUACCUUUAUGGAAUAGGGUGUGAUUAGAGAUGUGCCCUCAGGUGAGAUAGACCAGAACUGCAGCCACCAGUUACACUUGAGAUUCCCAUGGGCUGAUGUGAGCGGUGAGAGUUGUUCUAUAUCAGAGAUCGGAGCAGAGCUCCUCUGUGUUUAAGGAUAGGGGGAGUGGAGGAGAGGGCAAGGGGAGAUGGAGAGGUGUGCCCAUAGCCCUGCCUUUCUCUCCGGCCGCUGACAUCACCCCAAACACCCAGUGUUUCAGUUUCAACACUUCAUGAUUCUGUCAUUUCUAGAGGCGUGGAAACUCAGUUAGUGUUCUUAUGUUCUUGGUUAAUCAGCACUUUGAAUAACUCAGUGAGGGGGAAGAAGAGUGGGUGUAAACCUCCCUCCAUCAUGCUGCUUUUCUCUUUGUUUACUUCCUGUGAGCUGGGGUUGUUUGGCGCCCGUUGCCAGAGGCCAGGUGCCGUUUCACACCCUUAGAAGGCUUUGCUGUGUGUUGAUGAGACAGCAGAGCCAGGCCCAACACUCCUCUGCAACCCUCAUCACUCCAAACAUGAUCUAUUAUCCCUAUCUAGCUCUCCUUUCACAACGAGAAGAAAAUCAGAUUUGUGCAAUUUUCAGGACUACACACUACAUUCCGACAUUCCUUAUACCGGUUUUUGAUAUACUUAUGAGUAUAGAUGAAUAUAAAUAUAUAUAUAUAUAUAUAUAUAUAUGUAUAUGUUUGUUAAUGUUUACAGACAGAUUAUCUCACUUCAUCUCGGUGAGUGGUGUAUUAUUGUUUGUUUGUUUAGGUGUUUAGCAAUGAGCAGAUCUCCUUGUGAAUAUAGUCCUUCUAAUAAGGUGAAUUAUAAUGGCUUAUAGUGUAAUGGUAUGACAUCACAUCAUCAUUACAUGUAAGAUCCAUUCGCCAGUUCCCCAGUCUCACUCUCCAUUGUGUACAUAAUUGGCUCCUAUUGUAAACCACAGAAGAAGAGGGGAGACAUCAGUGUUAUCCACAGCCCCCUUCACUGUAUAUCUAUGGAAACAGAAAUAGAAAGGCAGUUUAGGAGAGGAAGUUGCAUUUCAUUAAAAUUGAGAGGUUAAGCAGCUUACGUUUGGUGAUGAUUUCCUCCUAAGUGAGUAUUAUACAGAUAUGAUCCCAGUCUGUUUGUACACAGUACUGCAGCCCGCCUAGAGGGAUUCUUAUUUCCAAUACACUGACCUGACAGAUAGGUGGCUGUUCAUUGGCCUUGUGUGCAGUAAUGUAAGUGAUGGUGUGUGUACUGUACUGUGCACUCAAAUGUUUUGUUUUAAAUUGUUCUGCUAAACCUUUUUAAAGCACUUUCACCAUUUAUUGCUACAUACUUUAGGUACGUCAUAACAUACAUGUAUAUAGUAGAACAUAUGACAUUGUACAUGCUUGAAAUGGAUACCUCUUUUCUGUAGUAAUGUUGGAAUUUUAAACUGUAUUGUAACUUCUGCUAUAGGUCCAACGACAUGAUCCAAAUAUCUUUGAGAGACUGAAAACGUUCUCUGACACAAGUUACUGCCGUCCACACUUUCUAUUCUUUGCCCUAGUAGAACGACUAACGCCCUCAUCUUAAUUCAAGGUGUUAAGUACAUUCAGUGGGUAUUUAUUUUCACUUUUUGUAUGACUGUGUGCAUCUCCACAAAUUGGUACAAUGAAAAUAUCAUAUUCUACAAACAUAUACAUGUAUUAUGUAAAGUGUUUUUAAUCUCUCAUCCUCCUAUGACAGAUUUUUACAAUUAUAUCACACCAUUUUUAUACUAGUUGAUUUAUGUAUCAAAAACACCUAUUGGAAAAUCGCUCCCUCCCAAAGUAUUAAGUAACAUAUACUAUGAAACAAUAGGGAGCUUUACAAUUGAUGAUUCUGUGUGUAGUUGUCUAAUACAUUUACCAUGUUUUCUAUUAGUGUAAUGAUUCCACAAUGUUUAACAGCUGCUCAUAUGCCAGGCUGGCUGUGUUGUGACUCUUUACUGAUGUUGAAGCAGUUAAAAGCAAGUGAAAAUUGUGAUGUGAAGUAACCGAGCACUUCAUUCAGCCUAAACUCGCAUUAUCAUGAUAAAACUACAAGAUUAGUCUGAGCCUGUGCUUUCUCUUCUCUGGUACGUUACCGACUGAUUAUGAUUAUGCCCGUAAAACGAUAGCUCACCCAAAAAGUUUGUCAAACGUUUCUAUACCUCUGUUGUUUAGUGUCAAGCUGUCCACAUUCAACGUCUGUCUUAACAAAAUAUAAAUUAGAUUGUGCCAAAAUCUUCUAUUCAUUUCGAAUUGAAGCAUGCUGAAUUCUCCUAAUGCAUAAACCAGGUUAAACUCGACAGAAUGGAAUAUGGACUCAGUUAGACUUAAGUGGAAGUAUGGAAACGUCUAUCAAAUUAGAUUUUAGGGUAAACUAACACUUUAAUAGACAUACUGCUCUCAAACCUGCCAAAUUAUCGUUUUUUUUUUCAGAUAGGUGUUCGAUUUAGAUCAUUUCAGUACUGGUCCGCACAGCGCAGUAUGGGGUGCAUCAAUGCACUUUUCCAUAUUUUUAACAAACUUUUAAAACUUGAAAUAUAUUUCUUUCUUUCUUUACAUUCUUUAUUUUUGUAUUUGUUCAUGUUUUGUACUACAGUGCAAUGUGUUCAAGAACUUCAUGAGUAUUUUACUGAUAACUGAUUUGACAUGGUAGAUGAUAGAUAUUCGGCCUAUUCAGACAAAUUUCAGAUCCUGUACAGGAGUCACUAGUCUCUAACCUUCUCUAACCGUCACUAAGUGAACAUGUAAACCAGACCAUUGUACACUCACCCCAACACACACCAGCAAUUUGUGUAGAACUGCAAACUGCAAACUACCCCUUCCCCUGCAAAACACCCCUUCCAUUCUGAAAGAAGCGCAAAUCUGUUCUGAAUCUGUUCUUUUAUCUGUUGGGGAUAUCUUUUGUAUGCAUUUUUGAAGCUACUUUAUUAUGUUAAAAACAACCACAUGUUAAUGCUCUUUUAUGUCAUUGUAUUGUCUUUUUAUCCUCUUGGUAUCGCACAGAGAUUAUCAAGGCCAAACCAAAUAACCCUUAUUUUUUGCACCUCCUUUUGAACUUACUCACUUUAUGCCAGUUGAACUUGAACACAUCAUUCAGCCUAGUAUAGUCUGAGUGUGUGUUGCAGGUUGUCAUUCUGUUUGUCACCGACAUUAUCGAUUUGACCCAUGUUUAUACAUGAUCAUAUAGUGGCCAUACUUUAGGAAAGACAGUUGGUUCUCACUGAAAGGGAUGUCAGACAGUAGGGUUACGAAGAUUAAGCUAUCAAAGUAUUAUCCAACACAGACUUUGAAAGUGGCCCUCUCUGAGUCAUAUGUUUCUGUUCUACACCUUUCAGUUAUUGUUUAUUUUGUGCAAUACUAGUUGUUAUUUCUGUCAUUACAUGUGAUUGACAUGCUCUCCCAGAUAUUAGGAGGAACAGUGAUUUCAGAAGAACUAAUUUCACCACAGUAAUGUAGUGAAAGUGCUCUGGUGAAUCUGCUGGGGUCGUACCCAAAGCCAUAUAUUUUAGAGAGUUGGGCCAACUUUUAAAAUGUUUAUUAUUGUUCUAAUUCUAGACAUUCAGUUACAUAGCAUUGUUUAUGGCUGCCAUAGAAUAUUGUUGUGUCAUGUAAAAUGCAUCAUAAUGCAGAAACCUCAGUGUCCCAACUCCUAAAUAUAUGGCUCUGGUCGUACCCAUCUCUCGAUGUUGCUUCAAUGAAAAAUUGGAUGAACAAAAAGUUACCAUAUUAUUUUACUGUUCAGCAGCCUGUGUUAUAUUGCAUAAUGUUAAGACUUGUACAUAGAUUGCAUUGAACUUGCAUAGGAUCAUGUUACUGUGGCGUGCUAUUGCCUGUAAAAUGUUGCUUCUAAAUAUGUGUGACUGUGAGGAUGACACUCUUUUUGUACAUGACUGUCUUUUUAUUUCAAACAAUUGAUUCUGUCUUUUCAUUCUAAAUGAGGUUGUGAGGUUGAGUUGGAGCUGAGGAGUUCAGACAUGCCUGAAGUUUGACUUAAAUAAAGCUGUACUGUGUCUCAGUGGAA
Messenger RNA from Salvelinus namaycush (lake trout), 9071 nucleotides. Its product is annotated as histone-lysine N-methyltransferase NSD3-like. NCBI's taxonomy places the organism in Eukaryota, Metazoa, Chordata, Actinopteri, Salmoniformes, Salmonidae. Gene Ontology annotation, molecular function: protein binding; histone H3K36 methyltransferase activity. Gene Ontology annotation, biological process: regulation of DNA-templated transcription. Gene Ontology annotation, cellular component: chromatin; nucleus. The transcript is spliced from 23 exons. The record is from RefSeq and is a predicted model, not a curated record. Bases 348 to 4964 code for a protein of 1538 amino acids.